Messenger RNA from Puccinia graminis f. sp. tritici CRL 75-36-700-3, 1539 nucleotides. RefSeq lists its product as uncharacterized. The record is from RefSeq and is a predicted model, not a curated record. NCBI's taxonomy places the organism in Eukaryota, Fungi, Basidiomycota, Pucciniomycetes, Pucciniales, Pucciniaceae. The transcript has 3 exons. The coding region runs from base 315 to 1046 and encodes 243 amino acids.
CUCCAACCCCCCAGCAACCAUUCCCCACAGCUCAUUUCCACGCUAGUUGGCUAGAUCUUAGUUAUAUUUCAACUUGAAGUUGACAUCUUUUACCACGUAUAGAUAUUGCCCCGUUGUUUCGUCCCUGGUGAACGAAGACUCUCUAUAGCUAAUAAUUCAAUUUCUUGUCCCCUAAUCCAAUUCUUGGUAGACAAGUUCAAGUUGUUGGUUCCAAAAUAAUAUCUCUCUCUCCAUUCCCCGUUAUCCAGAUAUCCAGAUCUCUAUAUCCAUAUAUCAACCCGUGCUCUUAUCAUCAACCUACAAGCUUCAUCAGGAUGUUAUUUACCCUCAAUUUACGGUUACUUGGCUUUCUUACGCUCCUAGUAGCGGGCGCUUGGUGUGCUUUCAGCGUGAACGAUUUCCCUGCUGGGCUCCCGCGUCCAAGGGGUACACCAAAAUAUUUGGCCCUCGCGUUUGGUACUCAACAUUAUACUUGCCAAGGUGGGAUAUGGACGCCUCAUGGUGCACAGGCUACGUUAACCGCUGAAUCGUUGCCUAGGUCGCCGAAGAGUCCAAGGUCGACUAUACCUGAGUCUGACGAGAAGAAUACUCACAGAAAGAAGACUGGUGGGAAGAGGACUGGCGGGAAGAGGACUGGCGAGAAGAGAACUGGCGGGAAGAGAACUGGCGGGAAGAAAACUGGCGGAAAUAAUACUGGUGGGACCAGUAAUGGCGAGAGGAAUAAUGGUGGGAAGAAUACUGGCGGGAGGUCUGACGGGAAGCACCGUUCGACCGUCGGACAUCAUUACUUCGAACUACCACAACAACCUACAUUCCAAAUUAACGGUCUUGGCACAAUCGUGGCUGAGAAAAAGAAAUUUGUCCCCUCUCCAUACCCGGAGAAGCACGGCGUUCCUUGGCUAAAGCUUGACGUGGUUCAGGGUACCUUCGCUAGAACAGUUUAUCGGACUUCGACAGUAGGAGGUUCACCUCCCUCAACCCGGUGCAAGGCAACCGAUCAGCCUCUAAAAGUGCCAUAUUCUGCUAUUUAUUCAUUCUGGGGCUGAAUUCGGACACUUCGAUCCCAGCUUAACUAGCUGAUUAUUGCAUCCACAUGGCCUUCUUCAUACUAUUAUUGUUAUCCCCAAUUUCCAACACCCAUACCAGUGGCAGUAGGACGUUCUGAAUUUUUCACCACAACUCAAAAUUUUCUUCUGUACUAAUUUCUUUUUACCCGAUAUUUGAUUCUUCAAGGACUUUUCACCUUAUUAUUUCGUGUGUUUAUCUAUUGUUUAAUUGCCCUGCUUCUCUAUGAACAAGUCACACCAGUCGUGCGUCUUGAAUCCACCCCAUCUACCUUUCUUCAUCUUAAAGGUCUUGAAAGCUAGGAUUCCCACAUACUCUUCCCUUGAUUCUGCUGUAAUAUGCUACUCUCACCUCAUGUGUCAAAGUAACAGCUUAUCGUAGAUUCUUCCUUUCAUAUGUCGUGAUAUUUCUGCAUUUACGCAGUUUGAUAAAAAUUGCUUGAGGUGAAAUUCGAUAUAAAUGUUUCUUGAGCCG